Molecule: messenger RNA, 1370 nt
Organism: Anastrepha ludens (Mexican fruit fly)
Lineage: Eukaryota; Metazoa; Arthropoda; Insecta; Diptera; Tephritidae
Product: venom acid phosphatase Acph-1-like
Exons: 7
Coding region: 16-1224 (402 amino acids)
Biological process (GO): dephosphorylation
Molecular function (GO): phosphatase activity
Source: RefSeq, a predicted model, not a curated record
AAAGUGAAUUCUGAAAUGUCGCGCACACAUUUCUCUAAUAAACACCGCCUAGCAAUGACUGGCGCAGUGGUGGCGGUAGUUUUUUUAAUUUUAUGUUUGCUUAGCUCAAACGUUUUUUCAUUCGUGCCUAUAGAACAAGCUGAUGCCGAUACUUUAGAAUUAUUGCAUGUGGUAUUUCGUCAUGGCCCACGUACACCAGCUGAUACGUAUCCAAAUGAUCCAUACAUUAAUCACACAUUCCCCCCAUUUGGAUGGGGGCAGAUAACCAAUAAUGGCAAACGUGAGCUAUUUGGCAUUGGAACGUGGAUGCGCAAGCGUUAUGCAGACUUUAUGGCGCCAUACUACCACCCAGACGCGGUACAUGCACAAGCGACUGGCGUUGCACGCACCCACAUGACCCUGCAGACGGUAUUAGCAAGUUUUUUCCCCCCAAAGGAUACUGCCAUGGAAUGGAAUCCAAAAUAUAAUUGGCAACCAGUGCCGGUAUUUUCACAGCCACUCAACGAUGAUACGUUGCUGUUGGUGCGAACGCCUUGCCCGCGUUAUUUCGAGGCUUUAGGUGAAGUUUUAGAAUUGCCAAAUGUGAGAGCAGAAAUUGAACCAUACCUCAGUAUGUUCAGCGAGUUAACAGCUUUAACAGGACUAAAUAUAACUCAGCCAGAAGAUGUACAAUCGCUCUACUUAACACUUUUAGCAGAGCAAGAAUUUGGACUACAACUACCUCAAUGGACCAAAACUUACUUUCCCCAGCAAAUGCAGUUCCUAACCGAUCAAAGUUAUAUUUACAAUGUUUAUACGCCGGAAAUGCAAAAGAUAAAAGCGGGACCAUUUUUAAAAAAAAUGUUUACCGAAAUGCUGGAAAAGCGUAAUGGCGAACUUCAGCCAAAUAAGAGAAAAUUAUUUAUUUACACUGGUCACGAUACCACUGUGGUAAAUAUUUUAUCAGCAUUAAAAGUAUGGAAGCCUCAAUUGCCUCGAUAUUCGGUUAUGACGAUUUUUGAGUUACACAAAAAUAAGAAUACCGGAGAGUAUUAUGUAGAGACAUACUUCCGUAGUAAUGCAAAAGCACCACUUGAGAAGCUGAUAAUACCAGGCUGUGAUUUCCAAUGUCCUUUGGACAAAUUAAUCAAAUUAAGUCAAGAUGUUAUUCCAACCGAGGCUGAUAACGAGCGUUGCAAGUCAAGGAAUGAAGAUUUUACAGAGCCACCACUCAAAGGGCCAUAAGUGAUAUAAUUGGUAUUUUUAGUUUAAUUUCUUAUUUAUAAGUUUUACUGUGCGAAUAUUUUUUUUUUUAAUUUACCCAUUUAUGUAUAAGUUUUAUAGGUAAACUAGAUAAAUUGAUGUAUAAAUUACUAUUUAAAUAUAAACUA